CGCGGCCGCUCGUACGAGAGGAAGAGACUGAGGUUCAGAGUGGAGAUAUGACUUGCCCAGGAUGGGUACAUAGGAGAGCCAGCACCUCCAUUUGAAUUUGCCUGAUCCCAUAUGCCCUUCACACCUCACGUGGCUGUAAAUUCCAAGGAAUAGACUAUGAGCUGCAGGCCCUCCAUCACUAAGUUACAUUCAGGGCCAAAGCCACACCUUGGAUUUAGAGUCUAUCUAGGCCAUGAGAAGAAGAUGCUAAUUAAAGCCAGCACCGUGCGGGCCGGCGUCCAGCCAGUGGCCGGGAAGAUGAGCACCUGCGGGAGGAAGGCGCUGACCCUGCUGAGCAGCGUCUUUGCGGUCUGCGGCCUGGGCCUCCUGGGCAUCGCCGUCAGCACCGAUUACUGGCUGUACCUGGAGGAAGGCGUGGUCCUGCCCCAGAACCAGAGCACUGAGGUCAAGAUGUCCCUGCACUCGGGCCUCUGGCGCGUCUGCUUCCUGGCAGGUGAGGAGCGGGGACGCUGCUUCACCAUAGAAUAUGUGAUGCCCAUGAACUCCCAGCUGACGUCCGAGUCCACCGUCAAUGUUCUAAAAAUGAUUCGCUCGGCCACACCAUUCCCUCUGGUCAGCCUCUUCUUCAUGUUCAUCGGGUUUAUCCUGAGCAACAUCGGGCACAUCCGUCCCCACAGGACAAUACUGGCCUUUGUCUCUGGCAUCUUCUUUAUCCUCUCGGGCCUCUCUCUUGUGGUGGGCCUAGUGCUCUACAUCUCCAGCAUCAAUGACGAGAUGCUCAACAGGACCAAGGAUGCAGAGACCUAUUUCAACUACAAAUACGGAUGGUCAUUUGCCUUUGCUGCCAUCUCCUUCCUUUUAACAGAGAGUGCAGGGGUGAUGUCUGUGUACCUGUUCAUGAAGAGGUAUACCGCCGAGGACAUGUACAGGCCUCACCCUGGCUUCUACCGUCCACGUCUGAGUAACUGCUCCGAUUACUCCGGCCAGUUCCUGCACCCAGAUGCCUGGAUCCGGGGCCGCAGCCCCUCCGACAUCUCCAGCGACACCUCCCUUCAGAUGAACAGCAACUACCCAGCCUUGCUCAAGUGCCCCGACUAUGACCAGAUGUCAUCUUCUCCCUGCUGAACCCUGGCCACCCCCCUGCCUGGACUGUGGACAGCCAGACAGCCCUUGCCCUCCUCCCCUGACGGCCCUUGAGCCCCAAGCCUGUGGUUGGCAAGCCCAGGCCACCCACUGCUUAGCCCUGUUGUGUGACCACAUUCUCUCCCUGCUUCUCCUAGAGUAGCUCACACCUCACGUGGAUGUCAGGACCCUGGAGCCAGGGAGCACACUGAUUGGCUGAGAGUGCAGGUGAAGCCCCGCCUCUGGGGUGCCAAUCCCAGCAGUGGCUCAGCAGCGCCCCCUGCCCUGGGAAAGCUGGUGUUCUGGUUGUUAUUGUACCCACACUCCCAACUCCACACCGGGCCAAGGCCAGUUCUGAGAAUGCCCAGUCCCUGACAUAGCAAAAGGACUAGAGUGCUUACCAACGGCCUGGCCUCACGUUCAUGACCUGGGCCAUCCAGCCAAAAACGACUCUGAUAGGAAGGUGUGGCUGGCUCUGAGAAGUAUAGCAGGCAUUCCCCCUGAAAUGCUGUCACACCUCUCCCUCCUGCCGAACCCCACCGCCCAGGCGAUGGACCUUCCCUCCUCCCGUCCUCCAGAGCCCAGCAGCCCUGAACCCAAGCAUUAAGGCUGGGUCUGAGGCCACGCUGAAGAACUCACAAAGAGGUGUUGGCAGCUGUCUUAAUAGCAUGGCCCCUUAAUCACAGAUUCAGCAGGGGCCUUUAAUGCCUUAACCCAGAGAGGGGACUCUGUCAAUGAGAAUUUGAGAAUUCGGUUGGUCUGGGUCAGUAGUACCAGGCACUAUGUCUGGUCCUGGAGGUACUGUCCCUGUGUACAAGGGCCCUAUUUCCCACUGAAGGCCCUACAGUCUCAUCACAUAGACAGGUGUCUAUAUCACCUAAGUACAAGGCAACUUUCAAAGGAGCUCCCUGGGAUUUGGAGCUGGAUUUGGUGACACCUGGCGCAUUUGGAGCCUAACCAAGCCAGGCUCAGACUGCUCCAGCUGCCCCCCCAAGGGUGCCUGUGGACAUGCUCCUAGAACCCUAAUAUAGGUGAACAUCUGACAUAGUGGCAAGUCAGGUGCUUCCAGAAGAACAGGUGGGGUGACACCUGUUGUCCUGGGGGGAACCCUAGCUAGGACUCAGGAAACCUCUGUGAAGUUCCCAGGAGGAAAAUGGCGGAGGAGCCACUGCCAGCCAUGACCCCCUCCCAUCUCCAGGAGUUGGCUCAUCUUGUACAUUUUUUAUUUUCAGACUUUAGAUAGAAAAACAAUAUCAUGCUCUCCUCGCUGUGUAUUUUUGGCCGUGUCUGCUUUUCUCUUGGAGAUGCCAUUAGGUAUAGAGCCACCGUGGAGGGGUCUGGCACGAGGUAUAGGAAGGCACCCCGCAGGCGCCUGGGGAAAGGCAGCGUCUUAUUCAACUCAGGCUGCCAGAAACCACCAAGACUCAGAGGCUCAAACAACAGAAGUUUACUUUCUCAUGGUUCCUGAGGCUGGAAGUCAAAAAAAAGGUCAAGUUGUUGGCUGGAUUGGUUUCUUCUAAGGCCUCCUGCUUGGCUUGCAAACGGCCUCCUUCUUGCUGUAACUCCCACAGUCUUCCUGCCCAUGUGCCCCUGAGGUCUCUUGGUAUGUCCAGGUUCCCUGUUAUAAAUACACCAACCAAUUAGAUUAGGGUCUGCCGCAAUUAACUAGAUGAUCAAUUUUAAUUUGAUCACCCACUUAAAGUCCUGUCUCCAAACAUAGUCACAUUCUGAGGUCUUGGGGAUUAGGGCUUCAAUGUAAGAAUUGGGGAGAGGGCCUGACUUGGCCCUUAGCAGGCAGGUUGGUUCACAGCUUCAGCGUGGUAGAGGGCAAAGGAGAGAAGCCAACCACUGACUCACCAGGGAUCCUGGAGCAACCCCUCCCGCUCUGAGGAGCUUGGUAGAAAUUGCUUCCAAACCCAUUCCCCAUAUACUCACCCACAACCAAUGAUUCAGUUCAUUUUGCUUUGUGUGUGACUUUUCAACCCUUGUCUAUCAACUGAUAGCAACCACAAGGCCCAGCUCCCAUGCCAUUGGCACCCUGUGAUGAUCCUCCUCCUGUUCUUUGGUUACUGUGGGCAGAACAACGCCCAAGCCACUGGGCCACCCGUAGCAAAGGAGUCAGCAUGCUUGGAGGCAACGGGAAAGCACUUCCAAGCUGGACAAUGGUUUAGAUGCUGUCUACUCCAAUUUUUGUCAUUGUAAUUAGCUCCUAAGAUGUCCUUUUCUCUCUCUAAAACUCUUUCUCUGUCACCAUGCCAGGCUUGUUUUUGUGCACACAGGAAAAAAAUAGAAUCCACUCCUAAAUAUAAGCUGCUUUUUGACUGUGG
Messenger RNA from Ictidomys tridecemlineatus (thirteen-lined ground squirrel), 3449 nucleotides. RefSeq names its product calcium voltage-gated channel auxiliary subunit gamma 5 (gene Cacng5). Gene Ontology annotation, biological process: positive regulation of synaptic transmission, glutamatergic; neurotransmitter receptor transport, postsynaptic endosome to lysosome; calcium ion transport. NCBI's taxonomy places the organism in Eukaryota, Metazoa, Chordata, Mammalia, Rodentia, Sciuridae. The record is from RefSeq and is a predicted model, not a curated record. Gene Ontology annotation, molecular function: channel regulator activity; voltage-gated calcium channel activity. Gene Ontology annotation, cellular component: AMPA glutamate receptor complex; postsynaptic density membrane.